Molecule: messenger RNA, 720 nt
Organism: Linum trigynum
Lineage: Eukaryota; Viridiplantae; Streptophyta; Magnoliopsida; Malpighiales; Linaceae
Source: the annotation of a GenBank genome assembly
CUAGCUCGCGCUAGUAAGAAGAUGAAGAAGUAGGCGGACAAUAAGAGGCGACACUUUGAGUUUGAAGAAUGAGACAUUGUGAUGGUGAAGUUCUACCUCAUCGCUUCAAGCAUCUCAAGAACGUGCAUAAGGGACUUUUUCGCUGCUAUGAAGGGCCAUUCCCCGUUGUGAAGAGGAUUGGCAAGGUGGCAUACAAGAUGGAAGUGUUGUCGCUUUUGGAGAUCCAUCCGGUCUUUCAUGUGAGCCAACUCAAGACUUCCAACGAAUACAAGGAGGACGAGCAACAGACAAAGUCACAUUGCGCACCAACACUCAUCACCAAGACACACGACAAUGAAGUUGAAGAGAUCAUGGCGCGUUGUGUCAUUCCUCGUCGAGGCGUUCAUCCAAGCUAUGUGGAGUACUUGGUCAGGUGGCGCAACCUUCCGAAGAGCGAGACGAGUUGGGAGAACGACGCUUUGGAUGAAUAAAGAUUUGAUCGAGGCUUUCCAUCAAGAGGACACGAUGAGGGCGUUCUAGAGCAUAGGUGAGGGAGGAUGUCACAUGUGGAAGAUGACAUGACGCCAGUAAGGAGACAGCAUGGCGGCUUCACAUGUGACGUGUAUGGAAGACUAGGAGCAUAGAGAUGCCUCUAGGAUUCUCGCAACCUUUAUGAGCUUUAGUGUGCAUUCAUGAGCCACAUUAUGGGUGGUAUUAAGGGAAUAAGGGAGUGCAUUAUUG